Lobosporangium transversale is the source of this 1185-nucleotide messenger RNA. RefSeq lists its product as hypothetical. Gene Ontology annotation, biological process: mitochondrial magnesium ion transmembrane transport. Gene Ontology annotation, molecular function: magnesium ion transmembrane transporter activity. Gene Ontology annotation, cellular component: mitochondrial inner membrane. The transcript is spliced from 4 exons. Bases 1 to 1185 code for a protein of 394 amino acids. The record is from RefSeq and is a predicted model, not a curated record. Lineage: Eukaryota; Fungi; Mortierellomycota; Mortierellomycetes; Mortierellales; Mortierellaceae.
AUGGCAAGGCGACAACGGCUCUUAUCAACCAUACCUUUUAAACCCCGAUCUCAUCAAAAGCUCGAAAGCCGCAGAAGCAAAAGCAGUGGCAGUAACAAUAUUUAUGGAGGGACUGGAGCAGGAGCAAAUGAUGAUUUAGAGGACGGUGAUAAUCCAGUAGCAACCUUGCAAAAGUCUUUGGCAGCUGUACCGCACUAUGCAGUGAAGAAUGAAAUCAAACUGCGGUACACAGAAAUUGAUUCAAAGGGUAAUAUCGUUCGGUCAACGUCAGGAGAAUUCUUGAAAUCAGAUUUGUGCCAACAGUAUGGCCUGCAUCCUCGAGACCUACGUAAAAUUGAUGGAGGCUUUAGUAAUCAGAUGCCGGUGGUCUUGGUCCGCCCAGAGGUCAUUCUUGUCAACUUAGGGCAUAUUCGUGCGCUGAUCAAGGCAGAUCACAUCGUCCUCUUUGAUUUUCCCGACUCAAAAGAUAAAAUCGAGGAUUCACCCUUUGUCAAAGAUCUUCAAGUCAAAUUGAGAAUGGAUAUUGUAGAAGCUGGAGGACAAGCAUAUGAAUUCAGGGCAUUGGAGGCGAUAUUUGUGUCAGUGGUGGCGUCUCUUCAUGCAGAGAUGGAGAUUCUUGUACAUUUUGUAACUAAACUACUGGCAAGUAUCGAAGAGGAGAUUGAUCAGAACAAACUGAAGGAGAUGCUCCAAUAUACAAAGAAAGUGUCUAGAUUUGAGUCAAAAACACUCUUGAUACGUGAUGUUUUUGAGGAGUUGCUGGAUCAAGACGAAGAUUUGGCUGCCUUAUAUCUGACAGAAAAGAAGGAGGGUCAUCCACGAAUGGUUGAUCAGCACGAUGAAGCUGAGAUCUUGCUUGAAGCAUACAUGAAGCAGGUGGAGGAGAUUGCCAACGUGGUGACGGUGGUCAAACAUCAGAUGCAAUCUACAGAAGACUUUGUGAAUGUGAUCCUAGGCGCCAAACGUAACCAACUGCUCCUGUUUGAGCUACGGAUUGCGAUGGGAACCUUGGGGAUUUCAUCAGGUGCAAUUAUUGCAGGAUUUUAUGGCAUGAAUCUUCGAAACUACCUGGAGCAAGAUCCGUAUGCAUUCUUUGUUGUCACAGUUGCAGCCCUUGGGAUUAGCGGAUCUGUGUUCGGGGCAUGUGCCAGGAAGUUGAGGAUACUGGCAAGGGGCACAACAUAA